AUACACAUACGGAACACACAGUCUUAACUGACCAAUCAGAGAACGGCUGAGAAUGGAAACCCGUCGGUCGCUAGCCAGCAGUAGGAAAAUAAACCCGGCCGAGUUCAGAAAAUACGAGCCUUGCCCUUGAGUUUGAGGCGCGCUGCAAAGAUCUUUGAUGCAGUCUUCCAAUAAUCUAAAACGUCUGUGCACUGUGUGAUAUCAAAGAUGGGCAGAAACAAUGCAUCCAAAUCUAAGAAAAAGGAUAAGACGAAGGUAAAGCUCUCUGAUGAAAAGCCCCAAGACUCGGACUCGGAGACAAAGAAAAUAACUUCACAUCUACCAAAGAAAGGUGAUGGAGAUGCUGCUUCCUUAAAAGAGGAGCAGAAACAGAAGUUGAGCAGGACAAAGAAGUCUCAGAAAAACAAAGCUACAUGUAGUGAUAGUGUAAACGAAACAGAGGCUUCCAAGACGUAUAGCAAGGAAAAUGUUCCAAGCCCGAAAAAGAACACAAGGAAAAGGGAAUCUCCGAGGUUUUUACCAAGUCCACUGGCUAAGAUAGUUCCUAUAUUUGGGAAGAAAAGGCAUGCUGUGCAAGCAAGCCUUAGUCAGGAAGAUGAAAGACAGGAGAGUCCUGCAAACACAAGUGAUUCACAGACUGGAGCAGAGGGUGGGAUAGAAUCUAUAUCUUUGGUUGUUACUGUCAAGGAAAAGGGGGAGAUUGUUUCAAAGAUCUGUUCGAGAUCAGAUGAAGAGCUUAGAGAAAGUCAACGUCUCGUGACAGAUACCAAAGUUGAUUUUCACAUCGUGAGCCAUGAAACAUCUGGUGAAAGUGAGAAGGAUGUUUCAAAGGGGUCAGCUGAUGAGCCAAAAUCUGUGCCUUUUAUAGACGAGAUUCAAUCAAUAUCUGAUGCCUUGAUAGAUGAAAAUAAGGACCAUGAUAAUGAAGAGGACCAUGAUAAAGAAUCUGAAAUAGAUGAUUAUGUGAUCCAAGAUGAAGCUAACUUUGAGAGAGAUGCUGAGGAAGAGAAUGUAAAGGAUCCUUUAAAGGUGAUUAACAAAGAAGAAGUGAUAGUUGCAGUGUGUCAGGCUGCUUCAGAAGAGAUCAGAGUAGUUGGUCAGUCAGGGUCCAAUGAAGAUUACCGUGAACACAAUGCCUAUGAUGACAGUCAAGAAUCAGAUGGUAGAGGAAUGUUGAGAGACGUAGCAGAGGAUGGCUACCCAGUCAAAGCCAAGAAAGCUGGCACAGAACAUGGACCCAUUAUUUCAGAUGAUGUGAAAUGUUCCAGCAUAGAUGAAAUAAAGAUUCAUUCAGACUCGGUAAAUAUUGAUGGUAACCAAGAUGUGGAUAAAGAACAAAAGUGGAUAAAUUCACCUGGUAACACGGUAUUUGUGGAUAUUUGUACAGUUACUGGGGCAAAUGUGCCUGUUUGCAUAGAUAAUGAGGUCUCUAAAUACAGUCCUGUUAAGGACCCUAAAUGUGAGGUUAAUGAUUCAGUCAAAGGACAACAAGUUUCAAGUGAUAGAAAAGAUGGGGAACAUGUGAACAUAGAGGGCAAGGAAGAUGUUCAUGAUCACAUGCCAGAAGGAAAAGACAUUAGUCGGGCAAAACCUGACAUUAGAGCAAUGUCAGAUGGUAACUCUAGAUCUUGUUCAGGUAUUACUUCAAAUCCUCAACAUAACUCUACCCACAGUGAAAUGCCUCAAGAAUUGCGUACAAGAGCUGAUGUAAUGGAAGUGGGAGUAGAAAGAGUAGGCAAUGUGAACAUUGUAGAGAUAUCUGGAGAAGGAACUGGUGACCUGCUAAUGUACAAUCCUAAUUCCAACCUACAGUGUACAUCUACUGAAGAUAUGAAUGCACCAAGAUGGGAUAGUACACCGGUCUCUUCAAAUAAUCAUCAGUCUUGCAAUGAUAGACUUCCACAAGCAAAUGGCAAUAUUGAUGGUGAAAUCGAUGGGUGCUCAGAUCCACUGUGUGGGUCUACCCAGCUAUUUGAAGUUCCUCUUGAAACCCAUCCAUCCAGUUCUCAAGGUGACAAUGUAAUGAAGAUCUGUGGUAGUGAUGAUGAAGAGAAACCAAAAGAAUCUGACAACUUUUCAGGAUUGCAAGGGAAAGGAGAUAAAAAAGGGAAACUUAAUGAAGACUAUGGAACAGAUGAUAGGACAACUAUCCCAUCAUUCAACUUAGAUGUACCACAGUUAUCGUGCAAGAAGAUCACAGUAGGGCAGAAUUUUCUGGAACAAGACCCUCUAGAUGAUGACAUGAUAGACUUGACUGAUUCUCAGAUGAUAGAGCUUGACCAACAGUGCAGUAUGGUCAACCCAUUGACCAAACCAUUGACAGGUUGUGCAGCUACCCCAAAGAUGGGGACUGAAAAACUUCAAAGCAAGGUUGAGGACAAGGUUUAUGUCAGUGUAGGUGUGCAGACACUAAAUACCUGUACUGAGAAGUCAGAGUCUACCACUGUAGUACAGUCAAUGAUCAGAGAUCUCCGACAACUUAACGCUACUGUGUUAGACCUCAAGAGACAGAUGGAUGGUUUCCGUAGACAGAGAUCCCAAUGUUCAUCAUCAUCAAGCUAUUCACAACAACACUGGAAUGAGUAUGGUAGAACAAGAGGAAAGCCAUUUUAUCAACAGUAGCAGGCAGAAGCAAAGUGAAACGGUGUGCAGGAGGACUGAUUGGUUGAGAGUUUUGGAGAUACUAGGGAAAUUAGCAUUUACUCCAGGGAAACUGUACAAUCGAUUGCCUUUAAAAUGCAAUUUAAAUCACAGAGGACAGCAGAGGCCUUUGUCGAAAGUUGGACUGGGACAGCAGAUCAUCCAAAGAUUUGGACCGGACGUACAAUUGCAAUUAUGUCGUUGUCCAGAGUCAAGAGAUUCCGAUGCUCUCCCGGUCCACCAACUUUCGACAAAAGACUCCCAGCUCUCCAUUGUGAUUAGACUUGCAUUUUCAAAGAAAUUGGUGCAUUGCCGAUUUUCCCCCAUAGUAAAUGCAAAAAGGAUUUUUUUUUUUUGGGGGGGGGGCACAAAAAAAAAAUCAAUUAAAAAAAAAAUGGUUAUUACCAUACACAGAGUGUUUUGGGGCAAAUGUUUGGACAUGCAAUUUGUUUGUUUUUUCCCCUAAAAACUUGGGGAACAUGACCCAAUUGCACCCCCCCCCCCCUGGUCUGAACCAAAUUUGGAUUGACUUUUGAUUAUUGUUACCUUUUAUUUACACUUGGAUGGCAAAGUUGCCAUAAUGGUAACUUUUAUGCUCCAUACCAAGAUUAUUGCAAAGUGUGUUAGUUACCGUAACCCUAAUAUUCCGGGGGGGGGGGGGGGUGGCAUAAUGGCUCCUUCCCGGUAAUAACAAGCUUUGAAAUACCUUGGGAUCAAGUAUAAGGGUGAAGUCUUCUAAAGCCCAGCACACACCCUACGAUCAGUUAAUGAUCAACAUUUGAUAUAAAAUUCUAACCUGCAUGUAUUAAUUCUUGAUGAUCAAAGUUCCGAAAGUAGUGUGAAUACUAAAAUAAAAUUCUAGUCUAUUCCAAGCCUCCCUGUAGGAGUAAAGUGAAUUUAAUUCCAUAUCAUAGUGAUGUCAUAGCAAUUUCACCAUUUUCUAUGAUUUGAAGCUUAUUUGACCUACCAUAUGGUAAGGCUUGCAAUUAAGCAGAAUUUUUAUGUUAGCAUUGAUAGUAUAACAAAUAAGAUAUUUUGAUUGAACUUUAAUGCUUAAAUUGAUAUUUAUUGCAAAAUGUGAUUUGUUAAAUAAAUUGGGUUGCAGUUGGAUUGUAGUGUGCGAUGGGCUUAAGUCAAAUUUCCCCUAUGUAGUCCCAAGAAAAUCGGCAUAAGCAGGCUAACCUCUAUUUGGCUUAACCUUAUAGUGUAGUCCCACAAACUACUGUGACAUCAUGGCUUUCAUGCGAGCUUUGAGUCGACAUUUCACUCAGGCAAGAAAGUGAACAAAUUCUACUUCAUAAAGAAUUUACAUAUCUAGUUUUGAAUACUUCUCCAGCCAAAAGAAAAAGAAAUUUUAAAACAGCUUGAUGUUGUACAAGUACUCAGCAUUUAGUAUUUGGUGCAUUAAAAAAAAAACUGACAUGCUGAUAUGUAAAAAAUGCAACCGUUAAUAUACACAAAUGUUUCAGUAUUUUUUUCACUGUGUGCACAAAUGUUCAAGUUCAAUUUCAUGUCUAACAUGUCUUUUAUUCACAUUCCAAUAAGUGUGUAAAGUAUUAAAUGUAUUUGGUAAAUAGUUAUUUCAUGUUGGAGAGUUUCUUCUUUACUAAGGAUUGUUAAAGUAAUUUUCUUUAACAAUGUGAAAGUAAUAUUUCAUAAUACAAUACCAGUACAGACUAUUCUCAAGCAAAACUUUCGAUACACACUGCUUUUUAUUCUGUCAAUGUCAACAGUUGUUUUGUUGUGUUUUGCUUUUGAAAAAAAAAAAAAGAAAUAUGAAACUUGAUUCUAUUCUUCAUUAUACGGCAUUGAUCAAUGCUCUUUUAAAUAAAGCAAAUUAUAUAAAUGAAGUGAAUUUUAUCAUCUAUGUACUUUAUUUACUUUUCAUGAAAUAAAAUGCCAUUCUAUUGUUACAGUUG
Molecule: messenger RNA, 4559 nt
Organism: Lytechinus pictus (painted urchin)
Lineage: Eukaryota; Metazoa; Echinodermata; Echinoidea; Temnopleuroida; Toxopneustidae
Exons: 7
Coding region: 208-2622 (804 amino acids)
Source: RefSeq, a predicted model, not a curated record